Molecule: messenger RNA, 492 nt
Organism: Mesorhabditis spiculigera
Lineage: Eukaryota; Metazoa; Nematoda; Chromadorea; Rhabditida; Rhabditidae
Source: the annotation of a GenBank genome assembly
AUGUUCAAAGCCGGUCUGCUUCUGAUUUUAAUUGCCUCGAUUGGCGGUGCGCAGUGCCGUAUGCCGAGGAUGCCAUCAUUUUCAAACAGAGGACCGAUCGGGCGCAGCAUCGCGGAGAUGCUAAAACGGAACACGGUAAAAGCGAUGGGAGGGGCUGCGACGUUGGGUGGUGCGGUGGCAUUUGCCGUGGAAAUGAUCGUGGAAGCCUUGACCGAUCCGGACGAAACAGAAACCAAAGAAGCGCUCCAAGGGUUCUUUCCCAUGCGUUUCACACUGUCAGAGACCGAGUUCGCCUUGAAUGUGGAGCAAUUCGGAAAAAAGCACUUCUUCGAGAAAGUCGAAGAGGCACUGAAAAAGGAAAAAGAAGAAAUUUGCAUGUCAGCUCCCAACGGCGAACAGAUCAAAAUUCGGAACAAUAAUGUAGGAAUCGGCAUGCUUCUGCUCUAUACGAUCAGCGGUCAGCAGCGUAACACCCAGCUGUUUGAAUGUAUU